Messenger RNA from Cyclopterus lumpus (lumpfish), 1349 nucleotides. RefSeq lists its product as uncharacterized. Lineage: Eukaryota; Metazoa; Chordata; Actinopteri; Perciformes; Cyclopteridae. Gene Ontology annotation, molecular function: DNA-binding transcription factor activity, RNA polymerase II-specific; RNA polymerase II transcription regulatory region sequence-specific DNA binding. Gene Ontology annotation, biological process: regulation of transcription by RNA polymerase II. The coding region runs from base 1 to 885 and encodes 294 amino acids. The record is from RefSeq and is a predicted model, not a curated record. The transcript has 3 exons.
AUGAACUCCUUGAAUUUCUGCGGGACGUCUAGCGGCGGUGGUGUGUAUCCCCUCCACGGGGUUCACUCCAUGCUGUUCGACCUGCACCACCAGAUGGCGGAGCAGUACCACGUGUAUUCGGCAGCCGGCUCCACCGUGCACACCCUCUCUGUGGCGGAGAGGCUGGCAGGACUUUUUGUUUCUCUGUGUCCUCCAGAGCUCAUUCUGGAGGCUCGAUAUGGAAACCAGCAGAAGCAGCGUCGCAGCCGAACGGCGUUCACCGUGUCGCAGCUUCAGGCUCUGGAGAAAGCUUUCCAGCAGACUCAGUACCCAGAUGUCGGCAUGAGAGAGAGGCUGGCGGUCUGCAUCAACCUGCCGGAGGCUCGAAUUCAGGUUUGGUUCAAGAACAGGAGGGCAAAGUUCCGUAAAGGUCAGCGGUGCUCCCCACUGUCCAGAGACCACAGUCUCGAGGAGGCACCACAUCGCAGCAAGGUGGGACAGGAGGAAGUCAGGACCGAAGACAAAAAGGACGUCACCAUAUCACAUACUGACAGAAACCUCUGUCCUCAUCUCUGCCCUCCUCCUCAUGUGGAUAAAACAAGGGAUGUUUGCGCCCCUCGCGCUCCUUCAGACUCUGAUGUUUCACGGUGCCCCCUCAGACUUCACUCUCCUCCACUUUUUCCCUUCAUGACAGGGGAGCGCUACAGCCAUCUGCCUCACCAGCCAGUUGUGGGAGUGCUGUCCACUGAGCUUGCCCUUCCCCCGGUGUUCUGGCCCAUUAUACAGCAGCACAGUUCCACCCUGGAGGUUCAUCCAUCGUCACUUACUAAAAACUGUAGCCUCUCCCUUCAGACUGCUUGUUCCAGUAAAGCUGUGCCACACCCUCACCUGGGGCUGCAACUGUAGUCCUGGUCUCCAACAGCCUGAGAUCUCUGCUCUUUGUGGACUCAGGUACACCUGAAGCAACCCUGUGUGGGAAAAGACAAGAGGGAGAAGCACUUACUGCCUUGUUCCCGUAAACCUGACUACAGACAGAAUGUGAAUUUAUUUAGAAAGCUUUAUUGAAUGUCAGCCUUUCUUUCUGAAGGGUUUUACAGCUGUACAGUCAUAUAUUUCCAGGUCUAAUCUGGGUUAAUUACUUUUAUCUACAGGUUGCUAUAUGUUAGCCAGUGAGUUUGCUUGAAAUAGGUUGAUGUUUAAUCCACCACAAGCAGUGUAAACACCAUUUAAAGAUAUCAUUGUCUCUUUCAGCAUUAUUUUGCUGGUUAUACUGCCAAGUAAUAAAGAUGGUAAAACCAUUUCAGAGAAGUUCCUUAUUGUAACUAGGCACUGCAACAUAGAAAUGUUAAAUAAAAUCAGUUGUACCUGUA